Messenger RNA from Schizophyllum commune H4-8, 1017 nucleotides. RefSeq lists its product as uncharacterized. The record is from RefSeq and is a predicted model, not a curated record. Bases 1 to 1017 code for a protein of 338 amino acids. The transcript is spliced from 7 exons. NCBI's taxonomy places the organism in Eukaryota, Fungi, Basidiomycota, Agaricomycetes, Agaricales, Schizophyllaceae.
AUGGAAGCCGCAGAGCCAACAGUUGAACUGCUCAGAGAGUACAAAGAACAGCUUAUGGCCGCAGCAGCGGCGCGAGACAAGCUUGCUGGGAAAACUGGAGGCGUACCCAUACGUACCACGAGAGGCCCUUGGGCUGAUACACCUCAGCGCAGCGCCCUCGGACUUGCGGUCGGCCGCCUGCGAGACCAUGAGACAGCAGAAGUGAGCGAGAAGGCGAAGACCUUGGUAAUACGCUGGGUCGCCGCUGCUCCGGCAAGGAAGAGGCAAGAGUCACCGUCGAAGUCGACGCAAAUUUCGCAGAAAGCCAAUGGAUUUCAUCGCUCCAGAGAGUCUACGACGUUCUGGCUCGAAUGUGACGAGGAGGUCUUCGAUGAAAAGGACCUCGUCCUUGAGACAGCCUUCGAACACGGCAAGAGAUCAGACAUUCGGAACCUCGCUCGCACGGAUACAGGCAAGAAGGCCUCCGCCUCCGUAUCUGCACGCAGCGCUUCCAUCAUCGACGAUGCCGGGGCCGAGGCGCCGAAGCCCUCGCAGGACCCGCAGAAGCCGCCACGGUCGACGCAGCCGAGAACAUCGUCGGCGCAUCCUACGAAGCUACCAGCACCGCCAGCGCGUACAUUCGGAACAGACGGCCUCGGCGACGCUUCCGCGCUGCACGAAGUCCCGCUCCGCGCGUUGACCGUCGAGCUGCUGUACGACGCACUGGCAGCCGGCGCGGGGGAUUUGCCGUCGAGGUCCCUCCUCCCCAAAGCCAUGUCCAUCGAGGACGCCCUAUAUAUCGACACCAGCCCAACCUCGGACGACGAGCGCACCGACGCCUCCGCCCGCACCGCACACACCGACGCCUCCGCCCGCACCGCGCACACCGACGCCUACGUGCGCUACGCGCACUCGGCCUUCAUCGCCCUCAGCAGCGCGUCCGACUUCUCCACGAUGCGCAGCGACCUGCUGAAGGGGGGUCUCAGCGCGGAGGACUUCGUGGACUACAUAAUGGGGGAGGAGGACCAGGUGGUGUAG